AUGGCCAAACAAAUCGUCAUGAAGCUGACAGUCGUCCUUUGCGCGGCAUUGGUCAGUUGCGUGAUAGGCGGCGACUGCGACUGCAUGACGGAGUGGACCUACGAUGGCGAUGUCGAUGGGGUUAUGGAGUCGUACGAGGGAUGCAGCGCCACGGCCGACUGGAACCAGACCUGGUGCUACGUGCAGGGCGGUUCCAACUGCAACCAGGCCCUGAACUCCACCGUGGCCGGCGAGACGCGCAAGUGGCGCGAGUGCGGCUCCUGCAACUGCAUGACGGAGUGGAACUACGAUGGCGAUGCCGACGGGGUUAUGGAGUCGUACGAGGGCUGCAGCGCCACGGCGGACUGGGACCAGAGCUGGUGCUACGUGCAGGGCGGUUCCAAUUGCAACCAGGCCCUGAACUCCACCGUGGCUGGCGAGACGCGCAAGUGGCGCGAGUGCGGCUCCUGCAACUGCAUGACGGAACGCGUAAGUGGCGCGAGUGCGGCUCCUGCAACUGCAUGA
This is a messenger RNA of Prorocentrum cordatum, 504 nucleotides long. NCBI's taxonomy places the organism in Eukaryota, Dinophyceae, Prorocentrales, Prorocentraceae. The record is from the annotation of a GenBank genome assembly.